Messenger RNA from Liolophura sinensis, 1560 nucleotides. Its product is annotated as salicylyl-CoA synthase / salicylate adenylyltransferase-like. NCBI's taxonomy places the organism in Eukaryota, Metazoa, Mollusca, Polyplacophora, Chitonida, Chitonidae. The coding region runs from base 1 to 1560 and encodes 519 amino acids. The transcript is spliced from 2 exons. The record is from RefSeq and is a predicted model, not a curated record.
AUGGAGAAACAUGGAUAUGGCGACCUCAAGAUGAGCUACAUCCAGACGCCCUCGGCAGUGUUCGACUUACCUCGCACAAUUUCGGACAGAAUACGAGAGCUGGCGAAGGCCAACCCAGACAAAAUGGCGUUUGUCUUCAGACAAGCCGGACAACCCAGGGAUACCUUGACAAGGAAACAAGUGGCAGACAAGUCCGACUGGUUGGCCCGACAUUUUGUCAGACAUGGCAUCAGAGCAGGUGACAAAGUAGCCAUACUUGUGGACACACCGACAAACUGGACCAUAACUUAUUUCGGUAUAAACAUGACCGGUGGCACUGUUAUCAACUCGCCAUCCUUCGAUGAGAAAGAAUUUACAAAGAUCGCCAAAGGGAUAGGAUGCGUGGCAACUGUAACAGAAUUGAAGCAAUCUAAAGGAGACCUUUCCAAGGCUCAUCAUCGUAGCGUCAUCCUGACAACAUUUCAGGACCAUAAAGAUAAGAUAACGACCUUUGACCUCUUCGGUUUGACAGAAGACAACCAGGUUCCAGAUGUUGACCUUCCCGAAGUGCACGCCGACGACGAAGCGAUGAUGGUGUUGACCUCUGGUAGUAGUGGAAUGCCUAAGCUCGUUGUGCACACCCAUGCCUCAAUCCUAGCGGGAGUGUAUUCAAUGGGAGAUUUUUGCGAGUUGGAAGAGGACACAAUCGUUGCUAACGACAGACCGAUGUCUUGGAUAGGCGGCCAACCAAUUUUGUACCUUGGUAUCGGGUUGACUACAGUCUACAUCAAGGCGAAAGUCAACUCAGACUCAGACGAUGAGUUCUUCGUGAACGUUUUAUCUUCUGAACGCCCAGAUGCUGCUUUACUGAUGGAAUAUAGACUAAACAGCUUACAGAGAAGACCUGAUCUGUUAGACAGGAUGCCGUUUCUCUCCACCUCGAUAGCCGCAGGACAAAGGGUGGCAACAGGGCUGGGCUUUGAACUCGGUACAGCUGGGUACCCCUGCUCUGGCUGCGAAGUUAGAGUGGUGGAUGAAAAAGGUGAAGUCGUCUGUGUGAAAACACAGGGGGAACUCUGUUUGCGUGGACCAGCAUGUGCCAAAGCUUAUGUCUACCUUGACGGUUCCAGAGUGCCUAUUGUGGACGAAGACGGUUGGUACCAUACCGGAGAUGUAGCACUAAUCCACCAAGACGGACGAAUCGUCAUCAUAGGUAGGAAGACUGAAAUGCUUAAACGGGCUUCGGUGAAAAUUUUUCCCUCAUUCGUGGAGAGGAAGAUUCAGGAAAACUUUGAAGAGAUUGAGGAAGUUGUUGUUGUUGGUGUGGAUGACGACAUAUUGCACCAGGAGGUUUGCGCUUGUAUUACGCUCACACCAGACACACGCAUAACCACAGAAGAUAUCAAGCGGCGUGCAGAGGACAUCUUCAGUCCGUCUCUUGCGCCAGAUGGUCUUGGUUACAUGCCAGGACAUUUCCUGCUCAUGGACUCUUUUCCAAAGACGACGUCCGGGAAAUGUGAUAGACUGUCACUGACCAAGAUGGCCGAAGAGAUCAUUAAGGGUAAAACUCAGAAGUCUUAA